AUGUCUCUUACUAAUCUUCAAAACCUCGCUCUUAAUAUUUUAAAAGAAACAAAACAUAAUGCAGUACAAAAUAUUGAUAUUAUAGAAUUAUCAUCAUAUAAAAUAUGUAAUAAAAAAAUUUUAACGAUUAACUUUGAAUCACUUACAAUACUUUCAUGCGAUCAUGUAUAUUAUAAGAAAUGCAUUGAAAAAAAUUUUUUAUUUAUAAAAGAAAACAAAUGCCUUAUUACUGAAUGCAAAAAAACUAUUGAUCUUAUAAUAUUUAAACAAAGGUUUUCCAAAUCAUCUCAAUCUAAUGAAACUUCAGUUAUUGCAGAUAUGUUAGGCAAUAAUCUUAGGCUAUAUUCACCAAUAAAUACAUUAUUAUUUGAAGGUGAAAUACAAAAAAAACAUGUUAGAGAACCUACAAAUAAACCAUCUAAUAAAAAAGUAAAGAAACUAGUUAAAAAAGAAUCAGACAUAUUAGAAGAUCUUAUAAAAGAAUUAUCUACUGAACCCAAAACUCAAGUUCCUGUAAUUAGAAAAGAAAAUGUUAUUAGUUUUAAUGAUUUAUAUAAUAAUAUAACUAAUUCAGAAAUGCAAAAUGAAAUUACUAAUCGGGAUGUUAUAACCAACUAUUAUCUUUUUGGUAAAGCUCUAUCAGAACAACUUAAGCAUCAUGAGAAAACAAAUCCCCCAUAUGCUUCUUUGUUGCUAGUUAAUAAAGAAGUUAGAGAGCAAAUUCCCAAUAUUACAGAUACUACAUUGUGGAAGAAG
This is a messenger RNA of Cetraspora pellucida, 756 nucleotides long. Lineage: Eukaryota; Fungi; Glomeromycota; Glomeromycetes; Diversisporales; Gigasporaceae. The record is from the annotation of a GenBank genome assembly.